Messenger RNA from Hyaena hyaena (striped hyena), 2044 nucleotides. RefSeq names its product mitotic spindle positioning (gene MISP). Lineage: Eukaryota; Metazoa; Chordata; Mammalia; Carnivora; Hyaenidae. The record is from RefSeq and is a predicted model, not a curated record. The coding region runs from base 1 to 1926 and encodes 641 amino acids. The transcript has 4 exons.
AUGGACCGAGUGACCAGAUACCCCAUCUUCGGCAUCCCUCACUCACCCCGUGUGGCUGACCUGGGCCUUGAGGAGGGCACCGGCUACACGUGUGAGGUGGUGGACAUGGGGCCUGCUGACCAAGAGGCCAGGCCAAGUACAGCCGGGCCGAAGGCAUGCUGGAGCCCAUGUGCCUUCCCCGUGGCAGGGGGCCGGCCAUCCCCGUGGAGGCUCUGCCCGGAGGGUGACGAGGACGGGGGGGCGAAGGCCUACGGCCCGGACGCAGGGGACACCCAGCCCACGCGGCCGCGGAGCCGGGAGCAGGAGCUCCGGGCGGGCGUCCAGGGCCCGGCGCUCAGGAAGGGCGGCACAGGGGCCCCGCUCCAGGGCCGCCCUGCCCACCAGGACCCCAGGAGCCCCGGCCAAGCUCCGUCCGGGCCCCUGGAGGAGGACGUGGUGGACAGGGAGCAGAUCGACUUCCUGGCGGCCCGGCAGCAGUUCUUGAGUCUGGAGCAGGCCAGUGUGGGGCCCCCUCCCAACCUUCCGGCUGGGGCUGCCCCCGCGGGCGGCCCGCCUGGCGUCAGUAAGGCCCCCAAGGCCCCCCAAGGCCCGCCCCUGGCCAACGGGUGUGCUGUCUCGGUGAGGCCCCAGGUGAGGCCCCAGGUGAGGGUCGUGGUCACGGGAGAGAAGGGGGGGGCUGGCGCCCAGGCUGUGGGCGACCGCGGCUCCCGGUCCCAAGCCGGGACCCCCGAGCCCCCCGAGGAGACACCCAUCGAGCGGGAGAUCCGGGUGGCCCAGGAGCGAGAGGCGGACCUGCGAGAGCAGAGGGGGCUGCGGCCGGCGGCCCGCCAGCAGGAGCUGGUGGAGAUCCCCGCCAGGGGGCUGCUCGCCAAGGCCAGCCUGGCCUCGACCCCCAGGCGGGACAGGGGGCGCCCGUGGCUCUACGUGCAGCGGGACUUGGCGCAGGAGAUGCAGCGUGAGGAGGCUCACCGGCGGCGGGGCCUGAAGGCGGGCGGCUCCUCCGCCCCCCCCAGGGCGGCCGUGGGCCCCCAGGCUGCACUCAGGAGAGCCCUUAGCUCGGACUGCAUCCUCAGCCUGGCCCCGGCAGCCGGUGCGGCCCACCCUGCGGCAGAGGCGAGGCAGGAGGCCGGGCAGCCGCAGCUGCGCCCCGGGAGCCCCCGGCCGGCCCGCGCGGCCUCCCACGCCGACGGCAAGCCUGCGGGCCCCUCUGCGGAUGAGGCUGUGGGCUCCCCAAAGGCCCCAGGGGCUCAGUGGCAUCUCUCGGAACCCUCUGGAAAACCGUCAGGCACAGAGGCGCAGCGCUCCAAGCCCCGCGAGGGACCCCCGCGAGCCCCCGGAGGUGUCGUUCGAAGGGAGUAUUUCCUCCAGCGGCCCCUGCGCUUCAAGAUCCCAGAGGGGCCCCUGCAGGCCCCGGCCCCCCACGUGCCGGGCUGGGAGUCCGGGGAGAUCCCGCAGUGGAGGCUGCAAAGGUCCCAGUCGUCCGAGCUGCUGGAGAAGGAGGUGGAGCGCGUCCUGCAGCGCGAGCGGGAGGUGGCGGAGGAGCGGAGGCUGGCGCUCUUUCCCGAGGUCUUCUCGCCGCCGCCGCCCGAGGAGGAGGAGGAGGAGGAGGAGGAGGAGGAGGAGGAGGAGGCGGCCGAGCACUCCAGGAGCUCCUCCGCGGCCUCCGGCAUCACCGGCAGCUACUCCGUGUCCGAGUCCGAGUCCCACUUCACCCCCAUCCACCUGCCGGGCGUGUUGGGGACGGAGGGGGCCCCGGCCAAGGCGGCUCCUGGGCAGAAGAAAAGGAAGGAGCAGCGGUACGCCAGCAUCAGCGCCUCGGACCACAUCAACUCGGAGGUUCUGGAGGCCACACGGGUGACCCGCCACACCAACGCCAGGGCAAGGCACUGGGAAGCCCGUAUCUGUGCCAAUGAGGGCAAGAGCUGAGCUGGGCACCGGCACCACGCGACCGCCCCCGGCCUGUCCCCCAGCCCCCAUCCCUUAGGAAGUAGGUCCCAUUUAAACCCACCACUGGAGAACCACGCCUCGCGUACCCACCGUUCCC